Molecule: messenger RNA, 1506 nt
Organism: Fulvia fulva
Lineage: Eukaryota; Fungi; Ascomycota; Dothideomycetes; Mycosphaerellales; Mycosphaerellaceae
Product: Trichothecene 3-O-acetyltransferase
Exons: 1
Coding region: 1-1506 (501 amino acids)
Source: RefSeq, a predicted model, not a curated record
AUGGCUUGUGAUGGACGACAACCGACUCCGCUUCACGUCUUCGGCCAGCUACCUCGCCUGAGCAGUUUAUACACACAAGUCUGUGUCUGCUUUCCGCUUGAAGGGAACAGCUCCCGGGAGAAGGUUGUUACUCGAAUUCGGCGUGGUUACAGGAGGCUUGCUUGCUGGGUGCCAUGGAUAGCAGAUGCUGUCGAAUUUGAUCAUAGCGAUGGCCUUUAUAAGAUCAUACCAACACCAAGCUCGGCACCUUUCUCGGACUCCGGUAGUGCGUUCAGAGUCUCCGAAAGACGACUAGAAGACCGCUUGCCCAGCUAUCAGGCGAUCCGCGAGGCAGGCUUCCCGUUCUCAUUAUUGAGAGAAGAAGACUUGGCCAGCAGAAGAACACUACCGAAUGGAACUGGCGCCGGUCUGGAGCCUCUAACAUGCGCAUAUGGUAGUCUAAACGCAGAGAGGGAAGCCGCGAUUUUUGAGGUACAAGUCAAUCUUGUCGACGGGGGCUGCUUGCUUGUGUUCUCUGCUCAGCAUAAUUGCAUGGAUAUGGUGGCAAUGAGUGAGGCGAUCAGACUAUUCUUUGAAGCAUGCAGAGACAACGGCACAGAGGACGCCGGACAGGAUACUAUGGAAUUCGGACGUCUGGACCGAUGGGGUACUUCUUUGGCAAGACACUCUGGUCAGAGCACAGUACGUGGUCAGGGCACAAGUCCAGAGCCUGCUCCAGUGUCUACUUCCAAGCCGGCCGCUCAGCCAGUGGUACUUUCAAGCGUCGAUCCCACCACUGGUGAUACCCCUGCGGCGACAUGGUCAUACAUCGUGUUCUCCAACGACUCUCAUACUCAGCUCAAAGCUCAAGCUAUGCGGGACCUACCGGACCAUGCAAAGACAGACUUUGUCUCCACGGAUGAUGUGAUCUGCGCAAUUCUAUGGCAAAACAUUACACAUGCUCGUACAGUUCGACUCGCUUCGUCAGUCACGACAUCCGACGGAGCAGUGACAUCAACUACUUCUUUCGAGCGUCUAGUGGACUCUCGACCGUAUCUUGGCCUCCCAGGCAGACACCCAGGGAACUUUGUCCACAAAGUCACGACUACUCUUUCCAUCUCCGAAGUUGUGGACCAGACACUCGGAUAUCUAGCUUCUUGCCUGCGCAAUACCCUCAGCGAAACCGACCGGAUUGAACGCGAAGUCCGGGCUUCUGCAGAGGUACUCAGGGAGUCUCUUCGACUCAGAGCUGGAGCAGGCCCUCCAGAACGACCCAAGCCAUCCAGUAUGAACGUCAAGAUGUCGUCGUGGGCGAAAGAGAAGUGCUAUGAGUUCGACUUUGGUUGUUGUUUAGGCAAGCCGGAGGCUGUGAGGAGACCUGCUUUCGAGGCUUGGGAGGGACUGGCAUUCCUGAUGCCGAAAAGAAUCGACGGAGAAAUUGCUGCGGCUGUUUGUUUGAGGGAGGAGGAUACGGAGAGAUUGAAAGCUGACGAGAACUUCGCGAAAUGGGUAAGGUGGGUAGGAUGA